GUCUGCGUGCUCUCCCCUCUCUCUCCCCUCCUCUUUCUGAGGCUAUGCACCGUUUUCUUUGGCAUCCCGCUCCUGUGUGCGAGCCAAGGGAAGGCAGCACUCUCCUGGGACACUCUUAACUAUCUCCGACUCUCUCCCUCUAUCACACGCAUUCUCUUCUCCUCUUCUCUGCGCCUGAGAGGAUCAUUCGGAAGCAUGCAGGACACUUUGCUCCUGUCUGCAGAAGGGAUGGGGCCUAAUUUGCUUGCACAGGCUAAUGAGCUUAGCUCGUGCUGAGCAGCUUUUAGCCCUGCAGGGUGUUGUGGUGGGCACUGGAUAGCCCUAGUGGUUAGUUAGAGGAAUCAGAGAGGAGCUCAGAAGAGGCAGAGCUGCAGCCACAGCUUCACCACUCCUCCAGGACCAACUUGACUUGCACAGACACUGCGGAUGGGACGUCUUUCUCUACUUUCUCCCCUCCCUCUCUCCUCUGCCUCUCUCUAAAUCUACCUGACUGUCUCCCUCACUGACUGUCCCAGAGCACUGAACAACUGCUUUUGUUGCUGUAUCACCUCUUACCAGUUGCGUCUCUUCCCACCUUGUCUCUCCCCUGAUUUUCUGACUAACCCUCUACCCCUGAAUAUAUCGCCAAAAUGUACCGGAACCCGUGGAUCUCGAAUUACCUGACCCAUGUCAAGUUUUGCAGCCAAGGACUCGGGAGUGAGACCCCCAUUAAACUGAGCAACCCCAGAUUGCUACAGAAGAGAGCUUUGAGCUUCCAGAAAGAAUUCACCUUCGACGAAAAAGACGACCCAGCUAAAAGCAACGAUAUAGAUGUUAGUGUCUUGGCCAACCUCCCCAAAGUCUCUGAAUUGAGGAAACGAUUUGAAGGCAUCACCACAAGCUCAAGUGACUGGGAAAUGAACAGUAGAAAGGAGCGUAUCGCUCGGAGGUUGGAGGGCAUCGAUGCUGAGGUGCAUCCGUCCCUGCUGCCCAGCUUGGUGGCGAACCGGCUUCUGGAGGAGGACACCCCCCGAUACACCAGGGCCUCUGAUCCCUGUGAGCCCUGUGGUGUUACAGUCCAGCGGUACAGCAUGGAGUCAUUGGACAGCCCAGAGAUUCAGCCGAAGGCUCCAGAGCGACAGUCCCGAGCUCGCUGCAGACCCGACCCUCAGACCUCCAUCCUCACAGAGCCUGUCCACACUUCAGACUUCACCACCAUUGCCCCUGAGACCGAGUCAAAGGCUGAACGCAUCGCACGAUACAAGGCGGAGCGGCGCCGGCAGCUUGCGGAGCGCUACGGCAUCUCUCUAGAUCAGGAGCCAGACUUAGAACCACCUCCCCGCUCCACUCGCACACGGAAGGAGUCGGAAGGCUCAGAGAGGCGGAUCCGAGGGGAAUCAGUGGGGGAAGAAGGGACGGACAUCACCCUGAAUUCUUACUCAAGCGCCUCUGUCACGAGCCCGAGGGCAGGACGCACGGCACCACAGCAAAGUCACCCAGACCCGGGAUCCGAGGUGAGUCGGACCAGGGUGGACUCGCUGUCUGAGAGGGAGAGGCUGAUGAACCUGGAGAAUCAACGCAGAGCUGCUCCUCCCGAGCCGCCGUCCUCCUCCUCAUACAUGGAUGUGACAUCGAUGUCAUCAACAGUGCCCGCAGACUAUUCAGUCACUGGGAUGCCACCCAAUUCACCCAAGCUGAGCCGGCACUCAUCCCUUUCCCCACCUAAACAUGGCGUGUCCCCUGGGGACCUGUUCAUCGAGCAGCAGAGCCACACCAUCCUCACCAGACAUGGUGCAAGGGACAAACCAAACACUGAUUGGUUCUUCCAGACUGAUGCUGAGGGCGACACCCAUUCCCUCAUCAACUGGCCCUCGAGAAUCAGAGUUAGGGAGAGGAUUGCCAGAGAGGAGGGCCAUCAGAAGAGCCCAGAGCUGGUUACAGAAGCUCCAGUGCGCCGCAGACAAACAUCUACACGCCACAAUACAGACCCCCCGCAGAUUUACUCCCAUCCCCACCAUCAGCUCACCCGAUCUGGGCCACCGGGAGGACAAGAAGUUGGCGGUAACCACAGUUACCUGUCCAUGGCCUCCGGUCCCACAUCCAGAGCCGGGCAGGAACAGCAACAACUGCCCCAGGAAGAUGAGACUGAGGAUCUCGAGGGUGUGAAGACAGAGGGUCUUCUGAGGAGCAGGAAAGCAGUGCUGCCCUCUGACAUCCGCCGCAGGGAGAGGAGCACUGAAGACCCGCGGAGAGGAAGGUGCGAGGAGGAGAUCGGGAUGUCCAGGGCACAGAGUCUCAGCCAGCCGAGGAAGGUUGAGACAGAGGAUCCUACAAGAGGACCACACAGAACCAGGGCCAGGUGGGACGAAACGGAACACACUUCACAUCUGCAAGCAUCAGAGAGCAGGCACAGAGAGCCAGACAAUGCUGUUUAUGUUCAGAAAGGGGUGGUGGCCACCCACAUCCAGCCCAGAGCAGCACAUGCAGACCCAGGAAGCUCCCCCUCCAGCCCGGGCAUGAGCCGCUCGCGAUCCGAUGCUAGAGUUUCACGAGGAAUCAGUCUAAGGAACCAGCAGCAUCGCGAGCCCCCUGAGGACAGGGAAGGGAAUGAUUCCAGUAACCGAGAGGGUCACCAGGACAGCCGAGUGUCUGUGGCCCAGCUCAGACAUUCCUACAUGGAGAACACCACCACCCCUCCGACCAGCCGCAGGAAUAAGCUUGAGGUUGAAGGGGACAGUGAGCUCACAGGCUACGGGGCCCCAUGGAGAGGGGAGAGGGACAGGGGGCGCAGGCCCCGGCAGUAUGUCUAUCCUGGGGAGAGUAGAAAGACUUCAGAGAGGUUUAGGACGCAGCCCAUCACUUCCGCUGAGCGCCAGGACACUGAUAGGUCCUGUGUGGGUGCAGAUCUUCCUCCAACUGAAGCUGAUGAUGAGAAGGUAGAUGAACGGGCCAAGCUGAGUGUAGCAGCCAAGCGCUCUCUCUUCAGGGAACUCGAGAAGAGCAUUGAUGGCGGAGCUCCUAAGCCACGAUCCAGGAACGCAGCGGUGGACAGGAGACUGAGACGGACACAGGAUCGAUCCAGAACGCAGCCCGUCACCACUGAGGAAGUUGUCAUCGCCGCCACCAUCCCCACUCAUGUGCCACACACGGUGACUGUUCACACUGCUGUGGCACGCGUCCCUAGCCCCACCCUAGUUUGCAGCACUGUCCAACCAUACAGCUUGCAGGCAUCCAUGCAGCAGAGCAACAUCGCCCGGGAGCAGGCACGGGAGGCCCAGCAGGCACAGGAGAUGCAGGAAGUCCAGCCCUCCAAGCCGGUGUCCACAGUGGAGGGAACGGGUCAGGGUCAGGACGAGCCUGACCUCUGCACCCUCAGCCUGGCAGAAAAGAUGGCCCUGUUCAACAGACUGGCUCAGCCUCCCAUCAGGGUGACCCGCACCAGAGGGGACACACGCAAUCGCAGGGCCAACGCUCGCUACCAGACACAACCCAUCACCCUGGGAGAUAUGGAGCAGGAGCCUUCAGACAUAGACUCCUUCGAUGAACAGGAGCUAUGUGACAGCCCGGUAGAGCACCUACAACUUCAUAACGGAACCAGCUCUCGGAUCCCUACUUCAUCCUCCUCCUCUGCUCUGAGAGAAGGCACACUCUCCACUGACCAUGCAGGAGAUAUCCACAUAACCAGAGCAGCAGCCCGGGUGGACCCCCUCCCUCCCAGUUCUGACCAGUCCUUCCCCCCUCACCACACAGACACCCCCUCAUGGAGGUCCCAGGAAGUGACGGACCACCAGAGGUACCAAAACGUCCCCCAGGGAGACGCUGGCACUGAUCUGGGAGUAGGGAAGAGGAAACUGCCCUCUCCUGAGGGAGCGGUCAGGCAGGCCGCUCUGGCCCAGCCUCAGAGUGGCAGAGAAAGGAGGGAGGAGGUGGUGGUGGAGAAAGGGGAGGAGCAGUGGCCUGCCAGAGGGUGGGGAGACAUGCAGAGCUCUGAGAGUUACAUGCUCCAGGAGAGGCAGGAGGAGUAUCUGAGGGAGGAAGGACACUACCCAGAGAGUCGGAGGAGCAGGGCCGUCAGUAGAGAGCUGCCGGUGUCCACCUUGGUAACAUCCAGAGCAGCAUCUGGCUCGCCCAGGAAUCUGUAUCAGCUUCCAGACACACACACAGACGAUCUGUAUCAGCCUGAGGAGGGAGAUGAGCUGAGCAACAUGAUGAUGGCCAGACAAAUGUCCAUCAAAGAGAGAGUGGCCUUGUUGAAGAAGAGCGGCCAGGAUGACUGGAGGAACAGGAUCAAUAGGAAGCAGGAUGUGAUGAAGGGCGACGUGGGCGAACAGCAGGCUCAGCUCUGGGAGGAGGAGCAGGGCUACAAGAAAAAGGACGAUGAAGAGCUGAUGAUGAUCGAUGAGUUUGCUGUGUCCGACCAGCUCUGGGAUCCGCUCUUCGCCUCUACUUUCUCUCCUCCACCUGAGCCUCGUUUCCAUACUCCUUCCCCCGAUGAGUCAGCAAGCCAGACCAUCAGAUCUCCCAGACCCAUGCAGGUGGAUGCGAGACACCCCUGGAGACGGAAGAGAAUAGCUGAUGCUGAGACGGAGAGCCAGGGGAGCGAUGCGCACAUGUCCAUCCAGGAGAGGAAGCUGCUGAUAGUAGCCCAAGAGGAGGCCUGGAAGAUGAAGGGCCACGGCGCCGCCAACGACUCCACCCAGUUCACUGUGGCUGCACGCAUGGUGAAGAAAGGGUUGGCUUCCCCCUUAGCCCUCCAGUCUCCAGUGACCUCCAAACCCAAGAACAGCAGCCUUGCCAUCUCCAAACCACAGGAAGAGAUCAAGGCUGUCCCAGAUCUGAACCUGGAGUCAGACUUGAAGCUGGAUAAACUGGAAUCCUUCUUAGGCAAGCUCAACAGCAAAGCGUUUCUGCCAGAGUCAACCAUCACAGUCACUCAGAAGAAGGUUAAGGCAGUGAUGUCACUUGAGGAUGAAACAUUUUCCAAGUUCUACCGCCAAGUGGAGGAGGUCCCCGCCAUGACCAACACGGUGGAGAUAUAUGACGACUUUGAUGCCAUCUUCGGCCCCCAGGUCCCAAAACUGGCAUCAGAGAUGGUGCAGCACAGACGAGCAGUGCGCCCGACACGUAACGUCCAGUCAUCUAGGAACCCUCUGAAGAUGCUGGCUGCCAGGGAGGACAUCAGACACGAGUACACAGAGCAGAGGCUCAACAUUGGCCUGCUGGAGAGCAAGAGGAUGAAGACUGAAAAGAUGAAUAAGAACUCUGGUUUCUCUGAUGUGGCUCUGGCUGGACUGGCCAGCAAGGAGAACUUCAGCAAUGUCAACCUGCGCAGCGUCAACAUCUCUGAGCAGAUGUCCAACAACAGCGCCGUGCCUUACAAGAAACUCAUGCUCUUACAGGUCAAAGGCCGACGGCACGUCCAGACCAGGCUGGUGGAGCCCAGAGCGUCCUCCCUGAACAGCGGAGAUUGUUUCCUACUCAUCACACCUCACAACUGCUUCAUCUGGACUGGAGAGUUUGCCAACGUCAUAGAGAAGAACAAGGCUUCAGAGUUGGCAAACUUCAUCCAGACAAAGAGAGAUUUAGGCUGCAGAGCUAACUAUGUCCAGGUCAUCGAGGAGUGCAACAGCACAAACAGCCACGCUGCCAAGGAUUUCUGGAAGAUUCUGGGAGGGCAGUUGAUCUAUCAGUCUGCUGGGACACCAGAUGAAGACGAGCUGUACGAGAGUGCCAUUGUUGAGACAAACUGUAUCUACCGCCUGAUGGAUGACAAACUGGUCCCAGAUGAUGACUUUUGGGCCAAAGUGCCCCGCUGUUCCCUGCUGAACCCAAAGGAGGUCUUGGUGUUUGAUUUUGGCAGUGAGAUGUACAUAUGGCAUGGUAAGGAAGUGACGCUGGCACAGAGGAAGGUGGCCUUCCAGCUGGCGAAGCACCUGUGGAACGGCACGUUCGACUACACCAACUGUGACAUCAACCCGCUCGACCCGGGGGAGUGCAACACACUCAUACCUAAGAAAGGCCAGGGCCGACCUGACUGGGCUGUGUUCGGCAGACUGACUCAACACAAUGAAACCACCCUUUUCAAAGAGAAGUUCCUGGACUGGAGCGACUCCAGGAAAACACCAAGCCCGACAAGAAACAACGACCACAACGCUGACCAAAAGGAGCAGUGUGCCUCUGAUCAGCGCCAUGCGUACGACACCUCUCUGAUGCUGCCUCUGCAUGAGGCGCCCAUCUCCACCAAACUGGACGGGUUCCAUGUGGGCCGUGGUUAUGGCCUGGUGGAGGCAGAGGAUUGGCGGAGCUACGAGAUCAACACGCUGGCGGUGGAGGUGUGGCACAUCCUGGAGUUCGACUACAGCCGCCUACCACUCCAGAGCAUCGGCCAGUUCCACGAAGGCGACACAUACGUAAUGAAGUGGAAGUACAUGGUCAGCACGGCAGUUGGGAGGAGACAGAAACCAGAUCAGCAGAAGACAGCGGGGGCCGGAAAGGAGAAGUGCUGCUACUUCUUCUGGCAGGGCCGCAACUCCACCGUCAGCGAAAAAGGAACCUCAGCACUGAUGACGGUGGAGCUGGAUGAGGAGCGAGGAGCACAGGUCCAGGUGCAGCAGGGUAAGGAGCCUCCGUGUUUCUUGCAGUGCUUCAAAGGAGGGAUGGUAGUCCACUCCGGGAGGAGAGAAGAGGAGGAAAACUCACAGAGUGACUGGCGUCUGUACUGUGUGCGCGGGGAGGCGGAGGUAGAGGGCCACCUGCUGGAGGUGGCUUGUCACUGCAGCAGCCUGCGCUCCAGGGUCUCCAUGGUGAUGCUGAGUGUUAGCCAGGCUCUCAUAUACCUGUGGCACGGCUGCAAGUCUCAGGCACACUCAAAGGAGGUGGCACGUACCGCCGCCAACAAAAUGAAAGAACACUGUCCUCUGGAAACAGGCCUCCACAGCAGCAGCAAGGUGACCAUCCUGGAAUGUGAAGAGGGAGCGGAGCCCACAGGAUUCUGGGAACCCCUCGGGAGGAGGGACAGGAAAGCGUACGACUGCAUGCUGCAAGACCCCGGGAGGUUUAACUUCUCACCGCGUCUGUACCAGCUGAGCAGCAGCUCAGGGGAGUUUGCAGCUGUGGAGUUUCUUUACCCUGCCAGAGACCCCAAGCAGGUCAACUCUAUGCCUUUCCUGCAGGAGGAUCUCUAUACAGCUUCCCAGCCAGCCUUGUUCCUGGUGGACAAUCACCACGAAGUGUACCUGUGGCAGGGCUGGUGGCCUCAGGACAGUGAGAGCACCGGCUCAGCCCAAAUCCGCUGGGACUCUGACAGGAAGUGUGCCAUGGAGACUGUGCUGCAGUACUGCAGAGAAAAGAAUGAGAAGAAACCUCCCAAAGCGUAUCUGAUCCACGCUGGUCUGGAGCCACUCACCUUCACCAACAUGUUCCCCAGCUGGGAGCACAGAGAAGACAUCGCUGAGAUCACUGAGAGGGAAGCUGAGGUGUGUAACCAGAUUAUCCUGGUGGAGGACGUGUUGGCGAGGCUGUGUAAGACCACAUACCCGCUGGCAGAGAUUCUGGCCCGGCCGCUGCCUGAGGGCGUGGACCCUCUGCGCCUUGAGGUCUACCUGUCGGAUGAAGACUUUGAGGGUGUAGGGGCUCACGGGAAGAAAGCCCUGGACAUGACCAGGAAGGAGUAUGGCGCGCUGCCAGGUUGGAAGCAGGUGAAUGUGAAGAAAUCCAAAGGACUUUUCUAAACGGUCGAAGCAGAGAGCUGACCUGAAGACAGGAAGUUGUUUUGCGUCUCCUGAGUUCACCCCGUAACGGAGGGUCGAGGACGGACUGAGGGAGCUGUGAAGGUAUGGAAGACUCGAUGGAAGGGCCAGCUUCUCCUGCUGCACAUUUACUUCACUCUUUGUGUUGGUAUUUUGGUCGUAUAGGAAUGAGACACAUGUAGGCGGAUGCACCAAUGAGUGAUGGUUUCAAUAGCUCUUCUCUAAAGACACUCUCAUGAAGCUAGAAGUCUCAAAUGACGUCUGUAACUUUUCACAGGGAGUGCAGAGCCUUUUAUUAAAGUUAAUGUUUGUAGAUAUGUACCAUACGCAAAACAGCCCAGUGCCCUUACUUUGUGAGAGCAGGCCUGUCAGCCUGUUCCACACACACACCCGGGUCUCUGCUUUCUCUCUAUGUAUGUUUGUGAAUUACAAAUAAUUUAUAUUUAUCAAAUUCAUAUAAAAGCUUCCUGAAUAUUCACUGAGCUAUGAUUGAAUAAACUGUAUUAUGAAUGUGGAGGAGGUUUGUGUCAUAUGUUGAUAAAUACUGGAUAAUUCUCUCACGCUGUACAGAUCACCGUUUGCCAUUUACGAAUCACAUGAUGCAGCUUUAUUAUGGCGCCUAUUGUUUUCAGAUCCGAGAGCGAUAAGCGGCAGAGAUGGAGGGAUGUUGAAAUGUAUUUGAUUUUUAAACCCUGCAGUGUAUAGUGCCUUGCUUUUGUGUACAGUUUAUAUACAGAUCCUAGUCUGCAUUUUAAAGACUUCUUGUGAUAUAAAUAAAUAUUAGAAAAAGAAACUCUAAAAGUUGGAAAGUCA
This is a messenger RNA of Eleginops maclovinus (Patagonian blennie), 8540 nucleotides long. RefSeq names its product supervillin a (gene svila). NCBI's taxonomy places the organism in Eukaryota, Metazoa, Chordata, Actinopteri, Perciformes, Eleginopidae. Gene Ontology annotation, cellular component: actin cytoskeleton; cytoplasm. The record is from RefSeq and is a predicted model, not a curated record. Gene Ontology annotation, biological process: actin filament severing; cytoskeleton organization; barbed-end actin filament capping. Gene Ontology annotation, molecular function: actin filament binding; phosphatidylinositol-4,5-bisphosphate binding.